AUGGAAGACGACCUCGGCGACCUUGACUUCCCUGAACUCCCCGACCUCAUGACCGACGUCGUGGGCAACCCCGAGGGCACCUCCGCUCACACCUCCGGGGAUGAUACCACGCUUAUGGCUCGCACGGAGGCCAACUCACACGAGCAGCCGCUGGGCGAUCCCAUGCAAGCCAACUCUGAGACACUUGACGGGCAGCGCCUCAAUCGCCUGCUGGCCAACCCGAGCAGUUUGAAACCAGUCGAUGCUCAGUGGUUCCUGCGCCAGAAGGACUCACUCGUCUCGUCGGGACUCGAGGCGGUGGCGAGGGCUUUUGAUCUGGGCCAGAUCAACGUCCUGGUCGCGACGAGCGUCGCAGAAGAGGGUCUCGACGUGCCAGACACUCGAGUCGCCAUUAUGCUGGACGGCAUCACCUCUGGCCGCGUGCGUGUCCAGUGCCGCGGUCGCGUCAUGCGCCGGCCCGGCGGAGCCUUCCACAUCCUCUACUAUACGGGCUCGGCCGAGGACGUGGGCGUCUGGCGCUCGCAGCAGCAGGUCGACGCCUCGCACAAGGCGCUCGAGGAGCUCGCCGCCGACCCGCAGGCGAUCGCGAGCCUCAGUGUCGGCCCGAACCCGCUGGUGCAGCUCAACACCCUCAAGCAGAAGGGCAUCGUGGAGGGUCCGCAGUUCGAAGGCACCGAGCACAGCGUCAACGGCAUGUUCCAUGUGACGGUCACGUUGACGCUGGUCAAGACCGGACGAGAAAUUGUCGCGGCUGCAACCGACAAGAACAAGAGGAAGGCGAAAGCCGCCGCCGUGGAGAGAGCGGUGGCGACUCUCCUCGAGGGCCAGUCGGCAGAGCUUCGCUAA
Emiliania huxleyi CCMP1516 is the source of this 846-nucleotide messenger RNA. RefSeq lists its product as hypothetical. Gene Ontology annotation, cellular component: cytoplasm. The record is from RefSeq and is a predicted model, not a curated record. Bases 1 to 846 code for a protein of 281 amino acids. NCBI's taxonomy places the organism in Eukaryota, Haptophyta, Isochrysidales, Noelaerhabdaceae. The transcript is spliced from 2 exons.